Molecule: messenger RNA, 1977 nt
Organism: Olea europaea var. sylvestris
Lineage: Eukaryota; Viridiplantae; Streptophyta; Magnoliopsida; Lamiales; Oleaceae
Product: E3 ubiquitin-protein ligase XBAT33-like
Exons: 11
Coding region: 172-1710 (512 amino acids)
Biological process (GO): protein targeting to chloroplast
Cellular component (GO): chloroplast outer membrane
Molecular function (GO): protein binding; chloroplast targeting sequence receptor activity
Source: RefSeq, a predicted model, not a curated record
AUUUUCUUCUUGCUUUUUAAUAAUUUGUUUAAAGACAGUUGACCUAAUUUCUCUUUAUUUAUAAUCUAAACAUCUGAUUUCUGAUAAUUUUAUGUUAGAUAUACACAAUCUAUGUAAAGAUUUACAGAGAGAAACAAAAGCUAACCAUUUUCUGGAGGAAACUAAUCGAGAAUGGGGAAUUCUUUUCGGUGCUCAGCUUCAGGGGAGAGGCUGGUAUCAGCGGCCAGAGAUGGAGAUUUUGUAGAAGCAAGGAUGUUGUUGGAUUACAAUCCAUGCCUUGCAAAAUACUCAACUUUUGGUGGAUUAAACUCUCCCCUUCACUUUGCUGCUGCUAAAGGCCACAGUGAGAUUGUGGGGCUGUUGCUGGAGAAUGGAGCUGACGUGAAUUCAAGAAAUUACUGUGGACAGACAGCAUUGAUGCAAGCAUGCCGAUACGGCCACUGGGAAGUUGUUCAGACUCUUCUUAUCUUUAGAUGCAAUGUUACAAGAGCAGAUUAUCUUAGCGGAAGGACCGCUCUCCAUUUUGCGGCAGUGAAUGGACACGUGAGAUGUAUAAGGUUAGCAGUUGCUGAUUUUGUUCCAAGUGCUCCAUUUGAAUCUGUGAAUGCUCGAACAAAUGGUGAUAUUUCGAAUACUAAAAGCAAGCAUGAUCAGAGUGCUCUCUCCAAGUUUGUAAAUAAAGCUGCCGAUGGAGGUAUUACUGCUCUUCAUAUGGCUGCAUUGAACGGAUACUUUGACUGUGUACAGCUCCUACUGGAUCUUCAUGCUGACGUGUCAACUGUGACAUUCCGUUAUGGAACAUCAAUGGAUUUGAUAGGAGCAGGAAGCACUCCUUUGCACUAUGCUGUUUGUGGGGGAAAUUUAAAGUGUUGCCAGAUUCUUCUUGCAAGAGGCGCCAGUCGUUUGGCCUUAAACUGCAGCGGAUGGCUUCCUCUUGACAUUGCAAGGAUGUGUGGGCGUCAUUGGCUUGAGCCACUGCUGUCACCUAAUUCUGAAUUGACAAUCCCGGUGUUUCCACAUUCCAAUUAUUUGUCACUGCCGCUCAUGAGUGUGCUUAAUAUAUCAAGAGAAUAUGGGUUGCACUCCUCAACAACCACUUCUGAUGAAGCUGACGUUUGUGCUGUUUGCCUGGAGAGAGCAUGCACAGUAGCCGCCGAAGGUUGCGGCCAUGAAUUAUGUGUAAGAUGUGCACUCUACAUUUGUUUGACAAGUAAUAUCACUGCCGAAUUGUUAGUUCCACCUGGCUCGAUUCCUUGUCCUCUUUGCCGACAUGGAAUUGUCACAUUUGUGAAAUUGCCUGGUUCCUCAAUAAAAGAAAUUAAAUUACCCCCAUCACUUAGCCUGUGCACGCCAUGUAUGCUUCACCAUCGAGAACAAGACAGAUCUGAGUCUGUUGGUUCACCUGACGUAAGGAAGACUCGCUCAAAUUCUGCUUCUUCAGAUAUUCUAUGCCCCUUGACUUGUAGCCCGUUUGCUUCUGUAACAAUCCCAUUAUGCACCUGCAACCAUGGACAUUGUCCAAAUUUUGAUUCCAGAGAGAGUGAUAAUCAAGAAGCAUCUCCUCGUCGUGCAGAGUCUACAUCAAAUGAACAGGAAAAACUGGAUGGAAUGAGACUGGGCAAAACUACAUGUUCGAGUAUGUUUUGGAGUAGAAGAAGCUAUAGCAGAGAGCAUCAGUGUAAUGCUGAAAUAGGCAUGCGAAUGGCUUAGUUCCAGGCCACUGAUUAUAGAAGCUGGAAUGAUUCACUUCUGUUUGCUGCUGCUUUUUCAUUUUUCCUCCGGGCUCCAGUGACAAUCAGGUUUGGGAUUAUUACAUGUUUUACAUUUUUUUAAGGUUGCUUAGGAUGUAGAGCUUGUAAAAAUUUAUAGGCUGUGGAAAUGACAAAUUAUAGUGCAAUUUCACUAGUUCUGGCAUUUUUUCUUCACCUUGAUUUAAUGAAAUACGAAUUAUUCAUAUAGGAACCCCUUUUGCUUAUA